AUAAAUGACCAUAAAAACAUUCACGGGGACAUGCCACGGCCUCUGCCAUGCGCACCACCGAGGUGGAACAACCCCCACCAGCCUACCUUCAGCAGGAGGGGGGCGUUUUCAGCCAGGUACCCCCAGCAGACUCCCAGGGAUUUCCAGAUGCGCCAGGGGCAUUCCUGGAGGAAAAAAUAUUCCCUCGUCAACCGGCCGCCGGGAUCAGCGUUUGAUGGUGGCAGCGGUGGAAUUGCCAGCACAUCUCAGGCUUUUGUAAACAGUGUGGACAACCAGGCCCCUGAGCUACCAGAAUCAUCCCCGGAGAGACAUGUGGACUUGACCACAGAUGGUAAUAUAGUUGUGGGGAUCCAGCUGCCACAGAGGGCUGGCCCCUUUGUAGAUAUGAAAGAUUUUGCUGACGUGGGUUCUUACUGUGGGUUUUCUGGGCUGAAAACAGAGGUCACCGCUUCAGGUGACAGCGAAGACACGCAGAAAUCUCAGUAUGUGAGCCAAAGCGAAGAGACGCGACCUUCUCUCUCUGUUUCAUUUAGUUCAUCUCACCGGUGCGUGAGCUCGGUGUACAGGAGCGUGUCGGAUAAGCCUCGAACCGUGCAUCUGGCCAGCGACGUGGCCAGCAGCUCCCCUGCCUCUUGUGGAAGCACCAGUGAAAGCGCCGUGACGCUGAAAUCGGAGCCCCAACAGCCUUCGGUGUUGGCAGAUGGCGAGGGGGCUCGGCACGUGGUACGGAGGAAGGCAGAACCACCGGCUCCUUGGCCGUCUGGUUGUGAGCGAGGCUGGGAUGGUUUCAGAGAGCCGAAGCUUCUUGGAAAUGGUGAGACAUGCUCCAAACCAGCUCAGGCUGCCACUGUAGGGGUUGGGGGGGCUCCAGUGAAGAGCAAGUUUUCUGUAGGCCCCAAAUCUGCCGGUCUCCAAAGAGCUGCCUCAACGUCCGUCUCCAGCAAAGCUACGAAAUUCAAGAAAACUAAUUACACCUGGGUUGCAAACCCUGGUAAAUGCUCUCGUGCUGUGAAGAGAUGGGUCAGCCCUAGAGCUUCGGAAAGUGCCAAGAAAGUCGUUGGUGGAGCGGAAAAAGUUGCUAAACUAUCACCAAAAGCAGAUUUGGGAGCAAAGCUGAAGAAAUCGGGACUGCAGUCCAAAAUGGGUGUUUCUCCCAGCAAGUAUAAGUGGAAAGCCUCCAGCCUGCAGACCUCGCCCUCCACGUCCAAGUCAGCGUUCAGGUGGCGAUCCGAGGAUCAGAAAAAGCCUCCAGCCUUCAACCUGCCUCAUGUGGCCCCGCUGCCUCCCAGCACUGCGGAGGCCGGUCUCAGCGGGGUGAAAUCCUCCUUCGGCGAUGCCACACUGUCCAGUUACAAAGUGAAGAGUCGGACAAAAAUCAUCAAGAGAAAAGGAAGCUCGGGUUCCCCAACGGAGAGGAAGAACGGCUCCUCGCCCACCACGCCUCUGAAAAGUCACUUCCAUCUCAGGAAGAAAAACUCCUCGCGGGGAAAACCUUCUGUGACGCUGAAACGCUCCUCGCCCAAGGGCUUGGUGCAGAUCACCAAGCACAGGCUCUGCAGGCUGCCGGCCACCAGGAUGCAGGGCUCCUCCAAGGAAGGAGCCAACUUGCACUUCAUAAGGAGCCCCCCAGCCAACAAGGUGAUAAAGACACGCUACAGGAUAGUGAAGAAGAACGUGGUGUCUCCAGCUUUAUCAUCCUUCAGCAGCCCCAUUCCCAACUGGAAGACGAGGCGCCCCGUAACAUCCAGAUCCCUGUUAUUAAACCAAACACGCCCGUCGCCUCAAGGUGCCAAGUCUCAGCAGGUCCAACAGAGAUGGAGGAGCAAAGGCUAUCGCUGCAUCGGCGGCGUCAUGUACCGAGUGUCGGCGAAUAAACUCUCCAAGACAUCCAGCACCCCUGGCCGGGGCAGGGACCUGAGCACCAAGAGCUCCGGCAGAACAGCGAGGUUGCACUGUGUGCCCAGUCCUGGCUUCUCUCCAUCCGGCUGCCCGAACAGAUCAGCUACGAGCCGAUACAUCGCCAGCCGUGCUGUUCAGCGGAGUUUGGCCAUCAUCCGUCAAGCCAAGCAGAAGAAAAAGAAGAAGGAAUACUGUAUGUACUACAACCGCUUCGGCAAGUGUAAUCGCGGGGAGAGCUGCCCCUACAUCCACGACCCAGAGAAAGUGGCCGUCUGCACCAGGUUUCUCCGUGGCACGUGCAAGAAGACGGACGGGACCUGUUCGUUUUCCCACAAAGUGUCCAAAGACAAGAUGCCAGUGUGCUCCUACUUCUUGAAGGGAAUUUGCAGUAACAGCAACUGCCCGUACAGCCACGUCUACGUGUCCAGGAAGGCAGAAGUGUGCCAGGAUUUUCUCAAAGGCUAUUGCCCCAUGGGAGAAAAGUGCAAGAAGAAGCACACGCUGGUUUGCCCCGACUUUGCCAAGAAAGGCGUCUGCCCCAGGGGUGCCCGGUGCAAGCUGCUGCACCCACAGAAGAAGCGCCACCCAAGAGAGACAGAAGAUGGCGACCGCAGCGACCACCCCUCCAAGUGGAGACGGGUCUUGGAGGAGACGGACAGGAAUGAUUCAUCUCAGCUCCACGAUGAUGGAGAAAUGCCCGGACCCUCCGGUGCGGAGCAAGAGGUGAAGUUUUGGAAAGAGACGGGCAGUUCGCCAACCAGCUGGCUGAAAAAGCUGCCGUCCUUCAUCUCCCUCCAGUCCUCAUCAUCCCCCAGUGACCAGGGCUGCAAAGUGGAGAAGGAUGAGGACGAGCCGGAGGACGAGCCAGGCAGCACCAAAUGGAAGAGAACUUUGCCCCCGGCAUCCUCGCGGGACUCUGACAACACCCGUCUGGAGGAGGGUGGCCGAGGCAAACAGCUGCAGAUCAAGCCCCGGCUGUGAGCAAGACCCGAUCCCGUGGCAACCAACCAGCUCAGGAACCGCAGAGCCGGGCACGACCUGGCACCUACCUCAGGACUCCGCGGCCAGACGCGACACCCCCUUCUCAUCUUGUUUUUCCGGGACAUCAUUUUGUCAAGGAGCCGGGCGGCAGCGUGAGGAAGUGCCAACCCGUUCCUGCAGGGAAGCAGCUUUCUUUGAAAUAUUUUUCAUUUGCCAAUGAAUUACUUUUUCAGCCAGUUUACUGAAGGCAAACCCUGCCGCCAGGCUCCUUGCGGGGCUGGGAAGAGGCUCCCAUCCCCAUCCAUCCUCUCACAGAUCGUGGUUCUGCUGCUGUCCCGGACACGAGGUGACACGGGGGGGACCUGAGGAGCUUAAUGCCAUCACCUGACGUGCUUGAUUCCAGGUCGGCCACUAUACUGGGGACAAGCAUGGCCGGUGGUCACAAGUCACCUUGCUGAGAUGUAACGGGGUGUAAAAGCCCCCGCACGGCUCAGCCCUCAUCUCUGCAUGCCGAGAGCCCACCUGCAUCCCUCCCGCUCCAUCCCCUUGGUUUGGGGAGGAGAUUCCUCGGAGCGGAGCCGUGUGCUGAGAGCAUCCCUAGUGGAAACGGGUGUUGGGAGCAGCCUUGAGCUCACACCAACUGCUCUCCCGCUGCCACCUGCACCCUGACCCCCAACCUCUCCCCAUCCCUAAGAGGAUUUUAUCUCCCUUGGGAGACCCAAACCAGUUCUUUUGGAUUUUUUGGGGAGGUCACUCCAAAUCCCAGCAGGAACAAAACACAGGGGGGAACAUUGUGCUGAGCCGGCGCAAUGGGUUUUUGCAUCUGUGGGUACAGUUUCCAUGGGGAUUUCGGGGCGGAGGAUGCUGCUCCCCACCACAGAUGCGAUUUUAGGGAUGACUGCAGGAUCUCCCCUUACCCAGAGGUGCUGGGGAGGGUGCGGGGGGGUGCUGGAUUUGCCCCUCAAUCACGGGAAAAAGGCAUCAGCAGGGAGGUGGGUGAGCACUGGGGCUCCCUGGGGACCCAGCACCCAGGUGCUGUCGGCAGUGGGGUGGGCAACGGAGCCGUGGGCUCAGGUGCACCGAGGGGCUGACAGCUGCAGUUUC
Messenger RNA from Athene cunicularia (burrowing owl), 3984 nucleotides. It is a transcript of the gene ZC3H3, whose product is annotated as zinc finger CCCH-type containing 3. Lineage: Eukaryota; Metazoa; Chordata; Aves; Strigiformes; Strigidae. Gene Ontology annotation, cellular component: nucleus. The transcript is spliced from 12 exons. Gene Ontology annotation, molecular function: metal ion binding. The record is from RefSeq and is a predicted model, not a curated record. Bases 31 to 2880 code for a protein of 949 amino acids.